Molecule: messenger RNA, 2983 nt
Organism: Cornus florida
Lineage: Eukaryota; Viridiplantae; Streptophyta; Magnoliopsida; Cornales; Cornaceae
Exons: 10
Coding region: 351-2585 (744 amino acids)
Molecular function (GO): protein binding
Source: RefSeq, a predicted model, not a curated record
GAGGAUUUAAGUCCAAAUAACAAAAAAGAAAAAAUUAGAAUAUUAUAAAAUAAAAUUGGCCAAGGAAAAAAAAAUAUCUAUAAAAAUUCCCUUUACUUUUUUUAUACACCCAAGGGCCAAGUCCCAACCAUAGUCACGGGUCUCAAACACACGUGACACACCCCGUUCCAAGACCCUCCCGCUCUCUCUCCCCUCGACGUCGUUUCGAUUUCCGUGUGAUUCUCACGCGCAAACUCCAUCUGUUCAUAAGAAAAAAAUAAAAAAUAAAAAUAACGCCUGUUUGAAGAGAGAGAAAGAGAGAGAAAGAAAGAGAGAUUACGCCAACAACGGGUAAGGUGGCAGCAGCGGAGAUGAAGAAGAAGAGAGGACGACCUUCUGUCUUAGAUCUCCAAAAACGCAUUCUCAAUCAACAAAAACAAACCCUAAUCACUUCCAAACCUAAUUUCAACAGCAACCCUAGCAGCCGUCGAUCCACUCGUCGGAACCCUAACUUCGACGACGGAACCUCUCCGUCGCCGGACUUCAUUGAGGCCGACGGAGACGAUGACGACGAGCGCAAAGAGAAGAAGGUCAAGCUCGUCGUCCGUUUGCCCCCUUCCAAUCAACAUUUUCAUCAGCCUGGAUCCUCCGCCAAUUCUCUAUCCCUCUCCCUCAAUUCGGCUUCUUACGCUUCUGAUUCCAAUGCCGAUGCUGAAAAUCGCGCCAAGAAACGGAGGAUCAAUGCCGUCGGUGACGGAUCUGGUGAAAUCGCUACUGAUCAGGGUCAAAAGCUUUCUGAAUCAAUGAAAUCUAUACAUGGGAUGCCAAUGGAGUCGGGCCCCACAACACCUUUGCCAGACAAAAAGUUGGUUCUGUUCAUCCUUGACAGGCUUCAAAAGAAGGACACUUAUGGGGUAUUCUCAGAGCCUGUAGAUCCAGAUGAGCUUCCUGAUUACCAUGAAAUUAUAGAGCAUCCAAUGGAUUUUGGGACUGUGAGGCAGAAAUUAAAUGAGGGACUUUAUUCCAACCUAGAGGAUUUUGAGGCUGACAUUCUCUUGAUAUGUUCAAAUGCAAUGCAGUAUAAUGCUCCAGACACUGUUUACUUUCGACAGGCCCGGUCCAUACAUGAGCUUGCAAAGAGGGACUUUGAAAAUUUGAAACAAGUUAGUGAUGAUGGUGAACCACGACCAAUAGUUGUGAGGAGAGGCAGGCCACCAAGCAAGAACUUGGAAAAGUCUGUGGGCAGACCCCCCCUUGAGCGUUUUGGUCCUGAGAUUUCCUCAGAUGCAACUGUUGCUACUGGAGGAGAUAAUGCCAUUGGGUCCAACUCUUACAAUCUAAAUAGAGGACCUAUGGAUGCACUGGUCAGAGAUUUCCACCGGUCACGCCAUAAUGAAACUUACACCCACUCAUUGUCUGAAUGGAAUGAUGAAUUUCCAGCUUCCAUUUUGAGGGCCGAGGUGAAACAUGGGAAGAAACAAUUUAUAUCAGAUGAGAACAGGCGUGCCACCUACAAGCAAUUCCAUCCUUCUUCUUUUGGUCAUAAUCCCUCUGUAUUGACUACCCUCAAUGGACAUGACAAACAAUUGAUUGGAGUAGGUCUACAAUAUGAGCAUGGUUAUGCAAGAAGCCUAGCAAAAUUUGCUUCAAAUCUUGGUCCUGCUGUUUGGAAAAUUGCUUUGAAGAAAAUUGAGCGUGUUCUGCCUACUGGACUCAAGUUUGGUCCUGGAUGGGUGGGAGUAAAUGAGUCAUCACAACGGCCCGAAUCUUUAUCAUUUGAGAAGCAGAAUUUUUUAAGCAACUCAUGCAACGAUGGCCGUCCAAGCAGACCCGUAACACCAUCUACUUUUGGCUUAAAUUCUACUGGUAAAUACUGUUCUUCUUCGCCUGGUAAAGACAAUAUGGUUAUAGGUGUUGGUGGACAAAUUUUGCAAAAUGAGUUGGCUGUAGUGAAGAACUCAUUCAGCGAUGGCCGUCCAAGCAGACCCGUAACUCCAUCUACCCCUGGCUUAAAUUCUGUUGGCACAUACAAGUCUUCUUCGCCUGGUAAAGACAAUAUGGUUAUAGGUGUUGGUGGACUAAAUUUGCAAAAUGAGUUUGCUGUAGUGAAGACUGGUGUAGAUGGGGUAAGACCUACACGUUCGUUCCAGACUCAGCUAAAAGUACUUCACCCAGAUAGGAAUGGUUUAAAUGUUGGCUCUGGUUAUAGUCUUUCAUCUCAAACGGGGAUGACAGGAUUAGGAAGGCCCACUGGACAGUCUGGAAUGGAAGAAGCUUCAGUGCCUUCUCAAAUGUUUGGCUUGGUUUCUAGGGGAGAUAAUUUUUCGACUCUUCCAAUGGCUGAAAAUCAUAUAAUUUCAGAAGAGCCCAAGUUGCCAGGAAAUUCUAGAAGUAUUCAUUUUGGAAAUGUAUCAGCCCCAGGUAGCAGUCCUGAUUCUCACACACCACCUGAAGUGGGAUUUUCUAGGAAAUCCCCUUGGCAGGGAUUGUCACCUCACCAUAGACCUUAUUCUCUUCCAGUUCCACCUGACCUGAAUGUCAGAUUCCAGUCUCCUGGCUCGCCUAGUUCUAGUCUUGGUAUUGGUUCACCCCAGCAGCCAGAUUAGCAUUGGAGCUCGUCGUGCGUAUUGGCCUUGGCUAAAUCAUAUUCACCUCAUCCAAGCAGGUCCACUGCCAUGGCAACUCACUCUCAUAGUGGAAGUAGUUAUGCUGUUGGAGAUUUGAUGGCAAAUUGGAGUGGACUAAAAGGGAGAUGGGUGUUAGAUAGGUGGCGGUGGAUUAGGAUACUUUGUUGUAUCCAACAUGGACGACGACGACGACGACGACAACGGUGGUGGGUUUACUGGGUAGAGUUCUACUCUUUGAUUUGUUCGGACAAUUAAUUCCUAAUUCCGUUGGGUCCUGUGAUUUCAGCGUUGUAUUUAGUAGGGGACAGACAGGCAUUGUAUUUAUCCCGUAAUGGUGGCGGGUCAAUUUAGCGGUAAUAUACAAAUUUUUUUUCUUA